Lagopus leucura (white-tailed ptarmigan) is the source of this 4973-nucleotide messenger RNA. RefSeq names its product receptor-type tyrosine-protein phosphatase N2-like. Gene Ontology annotation, molecular function: protein tyrosine phosphatase activity. NCBI's taxonomy places the organism in Eukaryota, Metazoa, Chordata, Aves, Galliformes, Phasianidae. The transcript is spliced from 13 exons. Bases 1 to 2067 code for a protein of 688 amino acids. Gene Ontology annotation, biological process: protein dephosphorylation. The record is from RefSeq and is a predicted model, not a curated record. Gene Ontology annotation, cellular component: secretory granule.
AUGCGCUGGAAGGGCAGCGGGGCUGCGGUGCUGCUCUGGAAGCACCGGGAAGCAAAGGUUCUCCUGUCGGGACGCAUCCCGGGGCCGGGCCUCACUGCUGCCCCAGCCCUGCGCUCCCCGACGGCGGAGGUGUACGCGGGGCCGCCCAGCCGGACGCGGCUCCCGACCCCCGGGCUGCUCCUCCUCACCGACUCUGGUGGCAGAGAGGGGAGACGGGGAAGCUCCGCGCCCCGACGGCGGCAGGGAGAGGGGCUGACUGCCCCCGAUGUGAUUGAUGGGGCGGAGGUGCGGCUGCCGCUUCCCCAACUCCUCUUCCCUGGUCAUUCCUGGCGCCUUCCCUUGGAAGGGACGGCGGCUCCGUGGGCUCCCCAUGAAAAACGUUUCCCGACGUGGUGCCAACAAGGCACCCUAACCCUCAACCCCCACCCCACAGCCCCAAACCCGACUGUUUCCUCGCGUUUUCCGUUACGAGAAGCGGAUCUCGGCCCACGCCGCUUUAUUCCGGGCACGGCCGCCCCUCGAUCCCGGCGCUGCGAGAAGAAGGAGGGGGGACCCGGCGGUGCGCGCACCCAGCGCCCGCCUCCGCCUUUCGGGAGCGGAAAGCCGGGAGGGGAGGGCACGGCCGGGGAAGGGACGGGAGGGGACGGGACGGGACGGGACGGAGCGGGUGGGUCGCGGCGCUGUCCCUGCCCGCCGUUGAGCUCCGGCCCCGCUGCGAGUCGUUUCUGCCGGGGGCUUCCCCCGACGGGGCCCCCGCACCGCUCCGCUCCGCGCACUCAGGCGCUGCCUCUCUCUCCUCCCCUGCAGAAAAGCCACGUCCCGCCGCUCCCGCAGCGCGGGGAAGAGGCAGAGUCGGCCAAAUUUCUCCUCCUCACCCUCCUCUCCCUCGCUUGCAUCGCCGGGGUCCUGGCAGCAUCGGGGGUCGUCUACUGCCUACGGCACCGCGCCCACCACCGGCUCAAGGAGAAGCUCUCGGCCCUGGGGGCUGACGCCGGAUCCGAUGCUACCGCUGCUUAUCAGGAGCUGUGCCGUCAGCGCAUGGCCGUGAAGACAUCUGAUCGCCCAGAGCCCCUGCGUGCCUCUCGAAUCAAUAGUGUUUCCUCCCAGUUCAGUGAUGGGCCCAUUCCCAGCCCUUCGGCUCGCAGCAGCACGUCGUCCUGGUGUGAGGAGCCGGUGCAGUCCAACAUGGACAUCUCUACUGGCCACAUGAUCUUGUCCUACAUGGAAGAUCACCUGAAAAACAAGAAUCGUCUGGAGAAAGAGUGGGAAGCUCUUUGUGCUUAUCAGGCUGAACCCAAUGCCACCACUGUUGCACAGAAGGAGGAAAACACCCAGAAGAAUCGCUCCCGGGCUGUAGUACCAUAUGAUCACUCCAGGAUAUGUCUGAAAGCUGAAAAUAGCCACGACAAUUCAGACUACAUCAAUGCUAGCCCAAUUAUGGACCACGACCCCCGAAACCCAGCCUUUAUUGCCACCCAGGGCCCUCUCCCUGCUACUGUUGCUGACUUCUGGCAGAUGGUCUGGGAGAACGGCUGUGUCGUUAUUGUCAUGCUGACACCCCUCACGGAAAGCGGAGUCAAGCAGUGCUACCACUACUGGCCCGACGAAGGGUCAAACCUCUACCACAUCUACGAGGUAAACCUUGUCUCUGAGCACAUCUGGUGCGAGGAUUUCCUGGUGAGGAGCUUCUACCUGAAGAACCUGCAGACAAAUGAGACCCGCACGGUGACACAGUUCCAUUUCCUCAGCUGGAAUGAUCAGAGAGUUCCUGCUUCCACAAGAUCGCUGCUGGAUUUCCGCAGGAAAGUAAACAAGUGCUACAGGGGUCGCUCUUGUCCAGUAGUUGUUCACUGCAGUGAUGGUGCAGGAAGAAGUGGAACCUACAUUCUAAUUGACAUGGUUCUCAAUAAAAUGGCUAAAGGUGCUAAAGAGAUUGAUAUUGCUGCUACCCUGGAGCACUUGAGGGACCAGAGACCAGGCAUGGUCCAGACGAAGGAGCAGUUCGAAUUUGCUUUGACAGCAGUUGCAGAGGAAGUGAAUGCAAUACUCAAGGCACUUCCUCAGUGAGCAGCUCGGUGUCCCGGAGGUUCCCGCAGGAUCCAGCCCUCGUUUCCUCAUCCUCAGUCCCUGUGAAUGUUCUUGGAAACCGUGACCUGACCUUAACUAUGUAUUUUCUGUUGUAACCACAUAGUGAUAGGGUCCUUAGAAACUCCUAAGCUGAUAAAAUUCAACAGUUAAAAUGUGUCUUCUGUUUUUGGGUUUUAAAACAAAUUUUAAGAAAGUACAUCAAAGCCUCGGAUUAAGUGACACAACAGUCCACCUAAUCCCUCUCUCAUCCUCGAAGACCUGAAUGUCAAACUUGGAAAGCACACAUUCCUGUUCUUAAUAGCGAAUAUUCAGUAUUGUGGGUAACUAGUGCAGUUAAUAUAGUCUCAGAAAACAGUGUUCUGUUGUAUUUCGUAACUCCUUAAAAACCAAAUGAGAGUGAGGGGCCUGAAAGGGAUGGCAAUUGUCCCUCUACAAUGCCAAGCGGAGGCAUGGAACUGUGCAGAGGGUGUGAGUAAACACAGGUCUAGGCUCUGGCAAAGGGAGCUUGCACCUUCUCAUGCUGAGCUUUAGCAAGCAAACAUUUUCUUAACUGUUGUUUACUUUUCAGCUUUGUGCUGUGAAUGGAAGAAAAUCUGAGCUAUAAGUAAAUAGGCCAGCACGGUUGUUGCAACUGGGGAGAACAAGUUGGUCACAUUAAUGGGAACCUGGGGACCAGUGAGCACCACAGCUCUGGCCAAGUGCCUACAGCGUGGAGUAGGCAAGCAUAGAUGCACCUCCAACCAUGAGCAAGGCACCUGGCCCACCAGGUGCAUGUCCAGAGCUGGCAUGGACACGGAUUGCUGACAUUUUGGGAUUACUGAGGAAGAAAACGGGACUCUUCUCUUUAUAUUUUUGCAUUUUGCUCUUUCAAGCUCUGCUGUGCGAUCCUUUCGAGCCGGGGAAAUAUAUUUCUGUAAAAGCCUGGCUGAAGGAAGAAUUGCCAAUCUGCAUUUUAUGAUCCUCAUCAAGUUUGUCUGAGCCAGACAUUUGUUGCACCUUUCUGCUCUUUUCCUUUUUCUGAAUGACGCCUAUUUUAACUAUUAAUGGAUAAAGAAGCACAUAAGUUUCAGAGAUUUUUCUGUUCUCAAAUCCUAAUACCUGCUGUUGCAAAGUAAUGCUAAAAUAUGUCUGUAAAUGGCUUGGUUAUGCAAUUUUGCUUAUGUGAAACCACAGUUUUAGUUGUGGCACUCUACUAAAGGGAUUGAAGCUACUGAUGGAAGGUACUCUGAUUUGUUAGAAUGAAGGGCCUGAAAGUGACAUUUUCAAAUGUGACUCUGAAUUUCAUUUUCAGAACUGAAUACUUGGACACUUUCAUCCGUUAUCCUACAUCUCUGUGAUUUAAACAUUUUAGUGUUGGUUGUUGUUUUUUUUCCCCAAAAUCUUAACGGCAUUGUAUACCUGGAAAAUACAUAAUUAAAUCUGAUUUGGGAGGCUGAAAGUUUGAUAAACUUCUAAUCAGUGAAAUGUUAAAAAUACAAUAUUGGAGAGUUUUGCUGGAACAGAGGUAACGGGCAUCUAUUGAAAUCAGCCAGGUUGCAGUUUUGUGUUGUAGGCAUGAAUAUUGGUGAUCUAUUCUUUUUAGCAAUUAAAGCAGAAGACUUGUUACUUUUCGCCAUACAUUUUUGCAUGCUUUUCUUGGUAUGUGCUGCUGCUUAAUUUGUGCAUCCCAUUACUAUGGCAGUACAGAGCAUUUACUGCAGAUGCCAUCAUCCUCUUAAGUACAUGUGCUGUACAUUAAGCCACAUGUUUAUUUUAUGGCCUAAGCAUUUUAGAGCUUUCCUAGCAAUAACUAAAAAAACUAAUGGAGUAUGAAUGAGAAAAUUGCCUUUUUCAUUUGAUAAUUUAGGCUUAACAGGUUUCUUUUAUUACUUCAGCUAACACACAAUUGCAGAUCGGGGCAGAUGAGAUCAGUUUGAGCAGUAUCAGCAACUGUUUGAGGUAGAUUUACUGUGAGCCAUGUACUGCAGCUUUCUGCAAAUACGGGUAGUUAUAUCCAUACAAACAGUCCAAGGAAGAAAAUAAGGGCAUCCUAAGUCUACCCCUCAGAUUCUUGGGUAAAAAGAUUUCUCAGGGCAAGAUGCUGUACCAUUGCCUACUGCCAAAAAGAUAAUGGGUUUUCAGCACAGAUUUCAGCCCUGAGAUUUAUUAGUGUUCACCUCCUGACCAUCCCUUUGCACACCACAAACAUGGCUGACAAGCUGUUCAUUUGCACUUUAGGAAUAUUUUUUAAUUGUUCUUCUGCAAAUAUUUGCAUUUCAUAAUAGUAAUUUCAGGGUGAUCUCUAUUAUUUCACAAGCGGCUGAGUAUGAGACUAAAAUAUUGGUCUUCAUGCUUUGGAGUUUAUUUAGUGUAAAUUAGAGGGCAUUAAUCUUCCGCAGUGCUAAUGGGGCAGGGAUGUGUUGUUUUAUUCAUACUUGUGGGCUGAUUUACACAGCAGAAGGAUGCAGUCUUACUCAGAGGGUUGGGAUAUCUCCUACUGAAUGUCAUGGACAAUCCUGUUUAUUCAGCCGUUUUGCACAGUUCUUCCACAAAGAGAUGCCAGGUUUAGUCUGCUGACUGUAAGCUACCACACAGAUUAUUUCAUCUGUGCAGGUAAGGCAUUGUUCACACCUCUCCAUAAAUGCCAUCUAUAAAUGUGGGCAGUCAUUUGUUGCAGGGCCUGUGAGUGAAAUGGAGUUCAGUUGCACCAGGGUGAUCCAGAAGGGUCUGACAGUCCAUUUCCCAGGGAGAUGCCAAAACCAUGGAAAUACAAACCUGGUGAAACCACAGAGAUAGAUUUCUCAUGCAGGACAGGUAUUUAUUUGUCCUUUUGACUGCGGUUUGUGAUCCUUACAGCUGGAUAAAGGAUGUGACUCAGGCUGCCCCAGGCCACUUGCACUGGAUUU